Talaromyces marneffei is the source of this 882-nucleotide messenger RNA. RefSeq lists its product as uncharacterized. NCBI's taxonomy places the organism in Eukaryota, Fungi, Ascomycota, Eurotiomycetes, Eurotiales, Trichocomaceae. The record is from RefSeq and is a predicted model, not a curated record. The transcript is spliced from 2 exons. The coding region runs from base 1 to 882 and encodes 293 amino acids.
AUGCCUCCUAUGCCCGCUGGGGCGGGUCCUAGUCUCGGUCCUCAGAGUGCGUCCUUCAUAUAUCAGCAUGUUCAUGAUAUGUCCUCCAAACGUGUCUCUACCUUGGGGUAUUUACGGAAAGUCCACGAAGGACGAGUAUAUUGGUUUAAUACUGUACAUUUUUCUCGACACGAUCUUAUGCGAAUGCCAUACUUUGACCCCAAAAGGCUCUCUCGUCGCGCAAUCAACUUCCUCCUUCUCGGCCUUUCACUCCCUCCUAUAUUAGACGCGCAUUCAACACCCAUGGAAUACCUCCGCGCUCUCCAUGCUCUUUUGGUUGAAUUCGAAACAUUUCAACAAGUUCAUAACCCAGAUGGAAACUUCUCUUCAAACCUUGUCCGCGCAAGACUACCUCAGAUGUUCAAAAGGGCAACAUAUACUGGCAACAAAACUAGACGAGCAAGCUCGGCCAACGAGAUUGGUCUACCCAUACAUUUCAGUGAUUCAUCAGACGUGAAAGCCAUGACAGGUAAUCUUGCAUCUUCGGCCACCGCAGCAUCGGCGGUUACAUCAUUUCCAAAUACUGAUUCUUCCGAUCUACUUCCGGGAGAGGAAUACACCUAUUUGUUAACACCAUCACUCCCAUUCGAUCCCGAUUUUUUCGAAACUUUCGUGACGCUAUGCGAUGUUUUAAUCGAUUGUUAUAAUAGACUUACAGGUCUGAUUUCUUCGCCUGCCGUGUGCACUACGGCCUUGGGAGAAUUGUUCACUAAAACAGAUGCAAAGUUGCGCAAAGUCAUGGUUGCGGGGGUUGUCCGAGACUUUGAAGACGUGAGCAGGAGUAGCGCCAAAAGUGAAAUUGGAGGAGUUAGCAGAGUUGUCCUAGGCGGUUUGCUGGGAUAG